CAAUUCAGAACGUCGAGAUGGAGCCCAACUCACUCCAGUGGGUCGGCUCACCGUGUGGCUUGCACGGACCUUACAUUUUCUACAAGGCUUUUCAAUUCCACCUUGAAGGCAAACCAAGAAUUUUGUCCCUUGGCGACUUUUUCUUUGUAAGAUGUACGCCAAAGGAUCCGAUUUGCAUAGCGGAGCUCCAGCUGUUGUGGGAAGAAAGGACCAGCCGGCAACUUUUAUCCAGCUCUAAACUUUAUUUUCUCCCCGAAGACACUCCCCAGGGCAGAAAUAGCGACCAUGGCGAGGAUGAAGUCAUUGCUGUUUCUGAAAAGGUGAUUGUGAAACUUGAAGACCUGGUUAAGUGGGUACAUUCUGAUUUCUCCAAGUGGAGAUGUGGCCUUCGAGCUGGGCCAGUGAAAACUGAAGCUUUGGGAAGAAACGGACAGAAGGAAGCUCUGCUGAAGUACAGGCAGUCAACUCUCAACAGUGGACUCAACUUCAAAGAUGUUCUCAAGGAAAAGGCUGACCUUGGUAAAUAUAAUUUGUGCUUCUAUAUCCAAUGUGUGGGCGUAUGUAGUAACCCACUUCUGUUGCAGAUUUUUCUGGAAACCCUGUCAUUCAUAUAUUUAUAUGAAAUUAUGUAAGGAUUAUAUAUUAUAUAAGGUAUAAUUAUUUAUAAGAAAUUAUAUAUUUGUAUUAUAUAUUUAUAUAUAAUUGUCCUCCUCUCAAAGGUGCCUAAGAAUAUGGAUGAAGAGAUGCCUGGGUGGGAAAAAAAUAGAUAUUACCUGUUGGAUUCACAGGGCCUUCAGUGUGAUCCAACCCAGCAGAAUCCUGUGCUGGGUGAUCUGACAUAGGCCUUAAACAACUUUCAGUGUGUUGUCAAGAUAUAAGACUUAAUUAGGGCAACUAAAGUUGAAUUAACAAAGAGUUUAAAUAUUUGCUCUAAGUAGACAGCACGACAUCUGUUAACACCAAGCCAGAAUUUCACGUUUUACAUUGGGUAGAAAGCAAGGCAAGGAAGAGGGAUGAGUCACUUAAUGUGAAGCAAGAGAAGCUGGCAGCAGGGGAACUACAGGUUGGCAGCUAUGGCAUAGAUUUCUAGGGCUUUUAGCAUUCAGUGGUCAUCAUUGACUAUAUGGUUUUUUCCUUUCCUUCCUCCCCUCUCCCACUGUAAAUUGAAAGAACUUGGGUUGUAGUAUUACCCAUUCUUGGGCUUUGGCUAUUCUGAUUAGUGUUUGAAUACUAACUCUGACACUUAACUGUGAGGCAUUAGGCAGAUCAUUUAACCUUUAAACCUCAGUUUCCACUUGUGAAAAAUAGGGUCAUGAUAAAAUAGCAUCUAGCCUCAUGAUAGUAGCCAGGAGGGGCUCCGAAACUAAUUCUGUUGCUUUAACAUUUCUCCAGUGAUUUUUGUGUCCUUUCCUUGUUCUUCUCCUUUUGUUUCUAUCCCCCUGUGGCCUUGCCUGACUUACUCUUCUAGCAUUGCUCAAGACCAAAGUUGUUGACCUCUGAUUUAGACAAGUUAUUUCCUCUUUAGGCAAAGAGGAACUUCACUUUUAACUUAUUAAGGCAUCUUUUUCUUUCAUUCUAACACAAUGCUGAUUUUCAUAGCCCUAUUUUAUGCCUUAAUGUGACAACUUCCUGUUUUUUUAAACCUAGAACAUAACUAUUACAAGAAACCUAGACGAUUUAUUUUAAUUGGCAUAAAGAGACUGAAUAACACCAGUGACUGACUGUGUCUUUCAUGUGAUUCUGGUUUGUGAUGAGCUGUACUGUGUUUUGGGAAUAGCAUUAAUAUUUUCUUGCAAUUUAACAGUCAACAGUUUCCUGGCUUCUUUUGGUAGAUGUCAGACAGUAAUAUUUUGGACAUGCCAGCCUGAUUGUCAUAUGCACAAUUAGAGAAAAUUAUUAAACUAGUGGUUUUCCUUCUAAAGCCAAGGAAUUUUUUAAUAGUCUCCUUAUAUAUACUGCUGCACACCCCAAUUUUGUGAACACACAAUGACUACAUUUAUGACGUGUGAAAAUACUGAAUAAUACAUUGCAUUGGUUGUAUGGCUUUCCUAAUGUAUGUGCUCAGUUGUGUUACCGUUGUCUUAUGUUUUCCUUAACAAUUAAACCCUUUCUUUGUUUGAUUUUUUUUUGAGUUAUGGAAUAUACUGUUACUAAUAAAAAAUUAAACAGGAAAUCCACAGGGGACAAAAGGAUGUGUGGAUGGUUAAGCUUGAUGUCACACAUAUAAACAAGAGUAUUUAUAGCUGUGUUGUUUUGUAUUUCAAAUGGGUAGUUUAUUAAUGAGGACAAAAAGAAAUCCAAUUUCUUAAUUUCAUCAAAAGACUAAGAGAUUUUGAUCUUCUUGGAUGCUAAAAGAUAUCUAUAACUUACCUUUUUGCAAUUGAUUCCAGAAAACAAAUGCGCUUAUAAUGAAUAUUUGAAGUAUGCAGAAGUGGCUUGCCUAGAAAAAUCUUGAUUAGUGAUUUUUAAGUCUAGUUUCUCAUUAGAUUUACUAGGGGAAUUUACAAAACAAUACUGAUUACCAAAAGUCCAGCUUCCCCAGAGUCUUCUCUGUGGGACCAAGGCAAGGGCAAAGAAUAUCUACUGAUAAAAACUUCUUGGGUGAUUGGGACUUUUUUCUAUUUUUGGUUUUAUUUGGAAGACAUCUUUACCAUUAGUGCUGAGGAAGGAAAAAUAAUCAACAGGAGACUUGACUAGGAGGCUCUUCUUGGGCAAGAAACACACUAUGUACCUUUUUCUCUUUUUUUAAAUGUAAAAUACCCCUUUAAGGAUAGAAUUGAGAGCCUCGAAAUUCUACUCAGUUGGUAUGAAGUGUGGGGAAUUUGAGACAAAUAGCUUUUGUAAUUGGAAUGCUCACCAUGUUGUAAUAAUGUGGAAAGAGAAACAAAAACUUUCCUUAAUGUAAUGAGUUUCUAUUAUCUGUUUGAUCUAAGGUUGGAAAAUCCACAUUGUCAGGAUUUACAUUGGGAGACAGGGGUGUCAUUUGCUGUGCAUGGAUCCUGUCCCAGCAACUUUCUGUUCAGCCUCUUCCUUUCUCUGUGUAUAACAUCAAGAUAUUUGUUGUCUGUACUUUUCUUUCUACACAGUGGUUUUCUUAUCUCUCUUUCUCUUGGUCACACUGAAACCACCUCCAAUACCACAUUGUUAAUGGAAGUUCACACACUUAUUAGGUUUUUCCUUCUGUAGAACCCUUCCAACUCUUCAUUGUUCUUACCAAAGAAAGAUGAACUGUGAGAUUACUUAAGACCCUCCUCUUCCCCCCUCUCCCCCCGCCAUGGAAGUAAGCAAAGAAUGGAAAGAUCUCACCUUUCUAUAAAGUAAAACUUCAACAUGCUAUUUUUUUAAACUGACUUAUUUCACUCUGCUUGAAAAAACUCACUAAUAAUGCAAGAAUUAGAUUGACUCUUAGAGAUUGGAUUUUAAAAUAUAAAAGCCAAAAGCUAAUUAAAGAACUCUUCUGGCUGUGUUUGGGCAGAAUAAAUUCCCUUUAAUCCCAGUUUGUGUCACCUCCUGUCUCUAAAUAAUAUAAAUAAAUAAAUAAAUAAUUUUUCAAAAAGAAACCAAGAAUGUUCUCACAAAAGUGUGUCUGCCAAUAAAUUUGUACUCCACAAAGAAGAACUCUGCCCCAAAUGGCAACUUCCAAUAACUACUCUGAUUCAAAUCACAACUCUUUCCUCUCUGUGCAGUAGCACAUUUGGAUAAUAUUUGAGGAUAUCCUGUUUGUUUUUUAACAAUAUCUAGAGUUUUCAUUUAAUACUCUAAAUGACUGCUGACUAAAACUGCAGGUUGGAAUAGUGGAAAACUAAUAAUCUUAAAAACGCUUCUGAGAUGUGACGAAGUACGUUCAUUGUCUCCCUCCCUCUCUGCUCUUAUUAAGAAAGUUCCAUAUGAAACCAUGCAAAUUGUGACUUCUUUGGGUGAGAUGUUUUACCUUCCUUCAGACUGUUUCAUAAUGAAGUUUAUUUUAAAGAUGAAGAAAAAUAACCGUGUUAAAAUAGAAGGGUUAAGGACUGUAUUAUUCAUAAGCAUAAUGAACACAAGAACCUGUUUUUCCAGAAGAAUCGGGUUGAUUAAAUCAUUCACUACACAAGCCUCUAGUUAUUUAUUUUUGUCUUUAGAAUCACAGUACUUAGCUUUUGUAAUAAAGUGAACUUGAUACCCAUAUUUGAUAUGGCAGUUGGAAGUAGUCAAAUGAAGAAUUAUUUCAUUUUACAAAAUUUUUAGCAACUAAGGAAUAUAAUCAUUAUCAGUUAAACAUGGCAAACUUGCAUUUUUUUAUUCCUUGGGCUAUACUUUGAAAAAAAUCAAAUUAUUUUCUAUAACACUGCUUCUUACAGAGUUCCUUUAAGUGAAGUAUGAAAGCUGCAGUGUAAGCUUUAUUGGCCUAUAAAUAUGUCAUUAUGUUCGGACCACAUUUAUAUGCUUUGGAUUGUUGUUUAAGCCAAGAAAAUGUGUCUCUACAGGUUGGCUUUUUAUUGAAACCCUUUGAGGCAUACAACAAAAUGCAUUUUAGGCCAAGGUUAUUAAAACAGCAUUUUCAUUUUUUUGCAGCAUACUCAUUGUCAAUUAUGCUGCCACAAACUGUCUGUGGAUGGGCAGUUAUGAAUGGUUUCAUCUUCAAUGUGUCUUUAGAAAAAGAAAUAAAAAGAGAGGAGUCUACACUGAAAUCAAGAAGAGAGACUCAAGAGUUCCAGGGGAGGGAGGGAUCUGCUUGAAUUUAAUAAUAAACUUUCCCUAGCCCAAUUCCUGUUUCUAAAUCCUAUCAAACAGAAAAAGUGCUUUCCUCUCUCCCUUCUGUUGCUGGGACUUUCCCUGUGCUUUUGGGAAUAGACAACACAGUGGUGUUGAAAGAGCAGUGGAGGGAUGUCAAGAGAAUCUUUGGCCCUACCCAUAGAUCUGUCGCUCCCUGGAUAAAGUCACUGUAUAUUUACACUUUCAGGUUCUUUAGUGCAUGAAGUGGGCAAUAAUAUGUACCUUGCCUUAUGUCACUGGAUUUUGAGGACAUUAACUGAGAGUGAGUAGUUAAUAUUUGUGGGAGCAUUUUUGAUAUUGAAGUCUAAGGUGGUAUUUUCAUUAUAUUAUUAUUAUUAAAAGUAUCGCAAUAGAAGACAAUUAUUA
This is a messenger RNA of Castor canadensis (American beaver), 5118 nucleotides long. The record is from RefSeq and is a predicted model, not a curated record. NCBI's taxonomy places the organism in Eukaryota, Metazoa, Chordata, Mammalia, Rodentia, Castoridae.